Molecule: messenger RNA, 579 nt
Organism: Macroventuria anomochaeta
Lineage: Eukaryota; Fungi; Ascomycota; Dothideomycetes; Pleosporales; Didymellaceae
Product: glycoside hydrolase family 18 protein
Exons: 3
Coding region: 1-579 (192 amino acids)
Biological process (GO): carbohydrate metabolic process
Source: RefSeq, a predicted model, not a curated record
AUGACCGAUGCAACUGGUGCUGAUGGUAAUGGCGAGGCCUACAAACAGCACUCAAAUUCUGAGAAAGUGUGGGAGAUCGACGCCUACUCUGAACUGCUUGCCGAAAUCAGAGCAGCAAUUGGGCCAUCUAAGAUCCUCUCUGCUGCAGUACCAGGAUUGUACAGAGACUGCAUACCCUUCGCGUGGUUUACGAUACCAAAGAUCUACGAGUCGAUCGACUUUCUGAACGUCAUGCCCUACGACCUCAUGAAUCGACGAAAUGAAGUUACCGACCAUCAUAGCGGUCUGGAUGGAACGACUGGUGCCCUGACGCACUAUACGGAUCCAGCCAGUUACGUUCGAACUGCAGGUAAUGAAACAUGCGAUCGUGUGCCAGCACUCGGGUGUCGCACUGAGUUGAUGGAAAACCCCAUCACAGGCGCUGAUCUCGGCAAGGCCGGAGUCUUCUUGUGGCAUGAUGAAGUACCUCCUGAGCCAGCAGAGUCGUUUGCAAGAGCCGUGAAGUAUGGCGUGGAUGGCAUGACCGGAGGGCCGUUCAAGGGACACUACUACAUAGACAAGGAGGAGCGAAUAUUCUGA